AUGUUCGUCUUAUCCAACCUUGUCUUCCUUGCCCUUUCUGUGGCGACCAGCGCGGUUAGCGUUAACGCGCAAGGAAUCUGCGCCCGCAACACCACUGUCCACCUCGGUGAGACUUGCGACAUCAUCUCUAAAUUCUUCAACGUCUCCACGUACCAGUUAGCCUUCGUCAACCAGGAUAAGAUCGAUGUUGCCUGUGACAACCUUGCGGUCGGCGAGCCUCUUUGCUUGGGAGUUAUGGGACAGGAUUGUGAUACGACUCAUGUCAUCGUGUCCGGAGAUUUCUGCGCCUCUGUUGCGGACACUGCGGGAAUCGAUGUGAACACUCUGCUCGCUAACAAUCCCAACGUCAACUCGGACUGCAGUAACAUCUAUCCAGAUGAGGUCCUCUGCACCUCGUCGACGAUCUUCACCUAUACAGAGACGGCUGUUGCGUAG
This is a messenger RNA of Heterobasidion irregulare TC 32-1, 435 nucleotides long. RefSeq lists its product as uncharacterized. Bases 1 to 435 code for a protein of 144 amino acids. Lineage: Eukaryota; Fungi; Basidiomycota; Agaricomycetes; Russulales; Bondarzewiaceae. The record is from RefSeq and is a predicted model, not a curated record. The transcript is spliced from 4 exons.